This is a messenger RNA of Lodderomyces orthopsilosis Co 90-125, 1230 nucleotides long. RefSeq lists its product as uncharacterized. Lineage: Eukaryota; Fungi; Ascomycota; Pichiomycetes; Serinales; Debaryomycetaceae. The coding region runs from base 1 to 1230 and encodes 409 amino acids. The transcript has a single exon. The record is from RefSeq and is a predicted model, not a curated record.
AUGGACGUUCCUGCGUUCAUGUCUGGCAGAAAUAUUCAACACAGUUGUUAUUGCUUUUCUUGCAUUGCAACUCCACCCAACAUCUACAAGAAACUAAUGCACAAAGAUGUAUUGUCAAUUCCAUUUAAACCGCAAUUGGCAACACCGGACUUAUCUCCACGUACAGAGGAGGUAAAUCUUUGUGGCAUCGAUUCACAAGCUGACGUAUGUUAUGCAGAUGCUGUUGCUCAACUACUGGAUAAGGUUUCAAACAUGCAGGCCGCUUUGGAAACACUACAGAGAAGGAUCAAACAACUUGAGAGAGGUAACACUAUCAAUCUGCCUGAUAUCCAUAGAGCCAAUUGGCUGCUGUAUCCCGCAUUGGAGCCAAUAGCAUUGCAAGUCGGAACCGGAACACAAUCCGAAAAUCCUCCAACACUGGAAGUCUUUCAAGUGAAACCUCCUAUCUCUAGCCCUCCUCAAUGGCCUGUUAAACAACCGGGGAAGAUACUUGAACGGAUAAAGUACUUUGAACUACUCCAUCAAACACAAGAAGUAUUGAAAAACCAGCGUCAACUUAGUAAUCUCAAAAUCAAGUCGUUCAUGAAACACGAUGAAAAAGUAAAAGCUCAUAAAAAGUCAGUCCCAAAAUGUGAUGCCAAAGGGAGCGAAUCUCAGUCCAAUCUUGAACCAAAGAAUACACAUACAGCCGAGGAGAGAUUCGAGAAAUUGGAAAUUGCAGUUGAGAUGCUACAACAGAGGUUGAAUAAACUGGAUUUGAUACAGAAGGAGCUAGAGGUAGAGCCAGAACUUCAAUCGACGAUCAGGGUUAGAGUCAAGAGAGCACCACUAGAGCAUGAGCGUGAGAAAUGCUAUGAUGAUCUUGAUCAUGUAAUUGCGCCUUUACAAGUCAAGGCUUACUAUAAAAAGCAUUCUAAAGAAUCAAUUGGCUCAAUCACAGGAAAUUCGCCCACUAGAAACAACACAAGUUUUUCCAAUACCCCAGAUGCCCAGCCGCCGCCACAAAUCCAGCCAUAUCUACAGAAAACGGGAUUCACGCGACAAAGAAAGGUCGGCUACAAGUGUAAUACACGUGCCAAACGAAAACGAAAAGGAUCAGUUAGAAAAUCUCGAAUAAAUUCAACCGGGUCUACUCAAGUGCUUGAUGCUAGGGACCAAUCUUUCAAUUACACGCUUUCGGUUUCACUCGUGACAGCAAUGAUAAUAAUGGCAUUAUUGAUACUGUACUAG